Messenger RNA from Phycodurus eques (leafy seadragon), 1869 nucleotides. RefSeq names its product interleukin-1 family member A (gene il1fma). The coding region runs from base 68 to 1162 and encodes 364 amino acids. Gene Ontology annotation, biological process: positive regulation of gene expression; immune response; cytokine-mediated signaling pathway. Gene Ontology annotation, molecular function: cytokine activity. The transcript is spliced from 7 exons. The record is from RefSeq and is a predicted model, not a curated record. NCBI's taxonomy places the organism in Eukaryota, Metazoa, Chordata, Actinopteri, Syngnathiformes, Syngnathidae.
CGUCACGCUUUUUUGCAAUACACGUUCAACAGAAUCGGAAUCAUCGUUUGUGGACGUCGUCAGCAGCAUGGAUGUGGCGGAUUCACUUGUGAAUGGAAGUGUGCUAAUAGUUCACCAGCUCCAUGAGGGGAAGCACCAGUAUGAAGUGGAAAAUGUUGUCAAGCCAAGACAUUCAAGCGGAGGAAAACAGAUCAUCAGGAGAGGAGACAAGCUGGUGCAGAUAAAUGGCACCGACCUGCAGGAUUUACGCCCCGAGGAGGUGGCUCAGGCCAUUGCAGAGGGUCAGCCUAUGUUGACGGUGCACAAGUCCAGGAGCAAGAAAGAUUACAAUGAGCAGUCAUGCUCAAUGCAGGAUUGUCUUCAGCCAGUCUCCAAGGAGGUCACCGUACUUCAGUUCAGCAUGGAGAUGGUGCGAGAGGAAAACCUGCAGCAGAGUGGGAGCGAUUUAGGGGGUGAUGCAGAAGAGAAUGGUGGUGCUGAGGAUGACAUUUGCCCAGCUGAGGAUGAGACCAACAAGCUGGAAAGCGAUCUGCUUGUUGUCACCAUGACAGAAACUAGCUUCUCUGUGUUGAGAGGCAGGGGCUGCGAUGCAGAGAGCGCCUGUGGUGGAUGUCAUGGGACAGGAUGCACCCUUAAUGACAUUGUGAUGGUUGCAAAGACCAGCACUGUGACACUUGUUUCAAGAGGAGGGGGCACUUUCAAACAAAUUAAGAUGCUGAACACUCCAGUUGAACACGUGGCCUCGCACAAAUAUCUACGAGGACUCUGUUCGCAGAAGACUCUCUAUGUUUCACCUCAACCAGAAAAAAUGACCAUUUACUACUACAAGUCAACUUGUUUGGACCACCAUUACCCAGUGGUCUUGAACUUCACAGACUCUGACUGUUUUCUUAAGUGCUCCAAGAAAGCAGAGCAGGUGCUCCUGCAAGUAGAGGCAGUGGAUAAGAAGAAGCUGAAAAGCAUUUCUAUGAACGACGAGACCACACUUUCCUUCGUCUUCUACAUGAAAACCGACAGCACAAAGCAGCGGAAGUUUGAAUCUGCACUCUACCGGGGCUGGUACAUCCAAAUAGCGACUUCAGCUUCCACAGACUCUGUGGAAAUGGCAAAGUCGGACGGACGGCAAGGAAUUCAAUCAUUCCUCUUUGUCAUUCAAACAUAGCAUGAUGGAAAGUUAUACACCAUAGUGCAUUCAUAAUUUGACAAUCAUCCAGCAACCUGUUUAAAAAAAUUAAAAAAAAAUGGAAAUACAGUGUUCCCCACUAUUCACUGGGCACAGCCGCCGCAAAAAGCAAGAAUCCCUAAUUGACACUCCCCAAAGAAGCUUGUAAUUGUAUAUAGCUAUCACAAGAUGGCAGCAAAGCACAUUUUUCAAUUAGACAAGACUGGCUACAUGAAGCUCCUCCCCUCAGUGCAAUGAUGUUGUUGCGCAUUAGACAUUACAGUACGGUGGUGCCUUGAGAGUCCAGUUCAAUUUGUUCCAUAAACAAGCGCAUAACGCAAAACACUCAAACUUCAAAUCUUCUUUUCCCAUUGAAAUGAAUGUGAAUUCCAUUAUUCCGUUCCAGCGCCCCACUCCUCAAAAAUGGUUCAAAUGAAAUAGAAUGUAAAGAAUUAAACUGCCUGUAAAUCAUAAUUUAAUGCCGCAAUUCAAUUCAUUGUGCUACUCCUUCUGGUGUGCCUGCCACGGGAGUCGGCAGGCAAUAUAAUACUGUCCAGUUGUGUGGACAUAAAUGAUGAUGAAUAGACAUCCACCACUACUGUGACUCAGUACGAUGCUGUUAUACUACUUUUUUUUUUUUUUUUUUAAUAGAAAAUAAAGAAUAUAUGCUUGUGAGUACUAUUAUAUCAUCUGUCUAAAUGUGUCGC